CAGUACGAUUCUUUUUAUAAAUUAAUAAUAGUAGUAAUGAAUUAUAUUUUUAGUGUAAUUUUUAUCGUAUUAUUAAGUUCAAAAAAUAUUUUGUCAGUGAAAAAUAAAAUUGAGUGUGGAUAUAAGCAAUGUCCACAAACGAGAGACGGGGCUCUGAAUGUCCAUUUAAUUCCACAUUCACACAUGGAUGCUGGAUGGGUGAAGACGUUUGAUGAGUAUUAUUAUGGAACAAAAACUUCAAUCAGCACUGCGAAUGUGCAGUUGAUAUACCACUCUGUGCUGUCGGAGCUACUGCACGAUAAAAGAAGGAAGUUCACCUUCUCAGAGACAGCUUACUUCUGGCGCUGGUGGAAGGAACAGCGGCCGACUACCAGAGCUACCUUCAGGACUCUGGUGCAGGAAGGUCGGGUGGAAUUCGCUGGAGGAGGCUGGGUGCACAAUGAUGAAGCUACUCCGGAUUAUCUGCACAUCAUUGAUCAGUAUACUUGGGGUUUGAGGAAACUGAACGACACUCUUGGACCAUGUGGCAAGCCGAAGGCUGCCUGGCAGAUAGACACAUAUGGACAUACAAGGGAACAGGUCUCCUUGCUAGCACAGAUGGGGUACGAUGGGCUGUUUAUAGGUCGAGUGGACCACAAGCAGAGGGAAGCCAUGAUAGAAGAAGACAGAAUGGAGUUCAUGUGGCGAGGGUCUGAUGUUCUGGGUAAAAUGUCAGACAUAAUGACGCAUACACUGUUCAACCUGUACAACGCUCCGGAUGGAUUCUGCUUCGAUUUCCUUUGCAAUGACGAGCCGAUCAUCGAUGAUCCCGACAACAAGGUCUAUAAUGCUGAUAAGAGGGUAAACGAUUUUAUAUCCCAAAUCGAAAGACAAGCGAAGUACUACGACCACGACAAUAUCAUGGUGACCAUGGGGGGAGACUUCACCUACCAGAGCGCAGCCAACUGGUUCAUGAAUAUGGACAAACUCAUCAACCACGUCAACACUCACCCAGCCAAUUUAUCAGAUAUAAAUAUAUUUUAUUCGACGCCAUCUUGCUAUCUGAAGGCUAUUUAUUUGUAUGGGAGGAGGGAUAAAGCCGUUUACACUGAAAAAGAUGACCAGCUACCAUACGGCAGCGACUCCAUGACCUACUGGACUGGCUACUACACCUCUAGACCGAGUCUCAAAUACUUUGCCAGAAGGGCACAUGUAUUUUUACAAGUAGUAAAACAACUGACGGUGAUCGCUCGUUUAGGAGAUUCGUACGAAUUACAUCUGCUAAGGCACGCUGUGAGCCUGGUACUACAUCAUGAUGCGAUUACAGGGACAAGCCAGCAACAUGUCGCUUCUGAUUUUGUCAGGAUCCUAAGUGAAGCCAUCGAUGCGUGUACUAAGAAAGUUUCCAAUCUACUCAGUUAUUUAACUCCGACAUGGGGUGGGAGUAGACGAACGAAGAAUAACCAACAAUUUGUAAUAUGCCAUCAGCUGAACAUGAGUCAAUGUAGAUUCACAGAGAAUCAAGAAUCAAUGCUCCUGCUCGUCUACAACCCGCUGAGCGUGAAGACAUAUCACCACGUUAGACUGCCCGCCAUAGCUCUACACUACACCAUCAGGGAUUUCAAUGAUGAAGAAGUGGAAUACCAGUUGGUGCCUCUCCCAGCAGCUGUGAUCAAUCUGCCCGGGAGAUCCUCUACUGCAAUCCAGGAGUUGUGCUUCGAAGCUGAAAACAUACCUCCAUUAGGAUUCACCGCGUAUUACAUAGCUCCUGUUCGAGAUCAGUUGGAGGAGAACGAAUUUGCGAAAAAGUUUUCCAAAUCGAAUCCAGGGAAGAUCGAAGCUGAACAGGAGAUUAUACCUUUCAUAUCCAAUGAGUACAUAAAAGUGACAGUGGACAAGGUGACAGGACUACUGGAGUCCAUCCAGCAUGUGGACGGGGUCAAGAUAGACGUGGGGCAGAACUUCUACUACUACGCACAGGGCCAGCAGACCCUGCAGUCGGGAGCCUACAGCUUCAGACCUGAUCGACAGAGGCCAGUCGCUGUAACAGACAAAGUAGCCUACAACACGAUCCGAGGGUCGUUAGUCAAGGAGAUCCGACAGAGGUUCAGCGACUGGAUCACGCAAAUCAUCAGGCUGUACCGCGGUGAGGAGUUCGUGGAGAUGGAGUGGAUUAUUGGACCUAUACCUAUUGGCACGGACCUGGGCAAGGAGGUGGUGAGCCUGUUCACCACGAACAUCACCAGUAAUGGGGAAUUCUUCACGGACUCCAACUCUCGGCAGAUGAUGAGGCGCACAUGUUGGAACGAAUCUGCAAAUAAUCAACAGAUAAAGAAGCCAAUAGCAGCCUGCUACUACCCAGUAACAUCACGCAUAUGUAUACAUUCGGGGAACGCCAGUGUAGAGAUGUGUGUCCUAGUCGACAGGACCGAGGGAGGAACCUCUUACAAUGAUGGAGAGAUUGAACUCAUGGUUCACAGAAGACUCCUCACAGACGAUGGUUUCGGUCUUGAGGAGACCCUGAACGAGGAAUCUUAUGGAGUCGGACUGGUGGUGAAGGGAAAACACAGGAUACUCUUUGGAAACUAUCGACAAGAAGUGGAUGACCAGACCUUCUCAGAGCGGAUGUCUCUCUACUCGAGGAAGUGGCAGUACGAGCCCUGGCUGUUCCUCACUUCUGGAGAGAAGCUCAAUAGGAGAAAAUGGCAGAAUGUCAGAAAUAAGAGAUUUUCAGUGCUGAAGCUGCAUGGUCUGCCGCGCCACAUCCAUGUGCUCACCUUGGAGCCGUGGAAGGCAGGCACCGUCCUGCUCAGGCUGGAGAACACACUGGAAAGUCCUAUUCGAGAACGAUACAGAACUGAUAAAUCGGACGGCCCAGAAGACUACACGAGCAAACCGACGCACAUCACAGUGGAGUUGAGGAAGAUCUUCCUACAGAUGAACAUCAAACUGGUCAGGGAGACCACGCUCGCUGCCAACCAGUGGCUGGAUGAUGCACGGCAGAUGGAUUGGAGUACAAGAUACGUAUACAAUGGAGCUGACGAUGGAAUUCUACCAGAAGACGCAGAAGAAACAGAAGAUAAGCCACCGAAACCAGCAGAAAAUAAAGAUUCAGACGAAGACGCAGAAUACGGACGAAAGAAAUAUGUCCGACAAAGAUUUUCAGACAAAUCUCGAUCGAAAAUCAAAACGCCUGUAUACGCAGACUACGACAGGCGCAAACGAUCGAUAAACGUGUCAGAAAACGUCAUGGAAAACAUAAUUAAUGACACGACACUAGACGAAGUCAGAUUUAAUGACACAACAGCGUCACCACCGAAUGACACAUCCAUAGAUUCGACCACAAGAUUCGAUAUCAAUAAUACAGUGAAAUUUUCGGAACAAUUCAAGUUUUUGGUCACUCAGAAGACCCCUAAAAUGAGUUUUUUGAGCAGAAUGAAGCCUAGUAAACUGGUUAAUGAUUGGGCGGCGGAAACAGAAGAGGUAGCGUCUUCUGAGGAAGAUUUCUCUUCUAAUUUAAAGAAGAGAUCGCCUAGGAGAAAGGGUGGCAGUAGAACUGCUAAGAGGCCUAAGCCUGAAGCAGAACCAAUCACAGAUGACGUAGACGAUGGAAUAACGAAAUCAAUUUACGAAAUGUACUACAAACACCGCCCACGGAACCAAUAUAAACCAUUAAAGAACUCCGAAGAAGGGAGAAUGAGAAAGAAAAAAGCCAGAAGAUUACGCGACAAGAACGAUUAUGACUAUGAAUUGGAACCUACUACAAGAAGAUACUUCAGAAGUAAGAGUAAGAGAUUUAGAGGGAGAGGUUACUCAGCUGAUAUGCCAUUCUUCUUGACUGACGGGAAGAAGUUUAAGGGAGAAAGAGAUUAUAUAACCACAGAAGAUGGUAGGAGAAUGAGGGAGAUGGGCGCUGAAGAUGGACAUGGUAAAGAAUAUCCAGCCAAAACCACAGCAUCACGUUUGCAUAAACGUAAGAACAAUAGUGGCAUGGAAGUAGACUAUUCUGAAGAAGAGGACCUCGAUAACAUUGAGAAGGAGAUCGGAGAGAGAAGAACGGAGAAUAAUAGGAGAAAGAGAACUCUACCCAAAGACGACGAGGUACAAGUGGAACCAGGUACCUCUGAGCCUCCAGAAGACACCGAUUUCGUGGUGACCAUACGACCGACACAAAUUCGCACUUUCGUUAUUUGGUUCGAGAAUAAUAGGAAGAAUUAUAAUACAUAGGUAUUAAGAUGAUACAUUAAUGUAAAGGUACGCGUCUACAGGCCCGCAUCGCACGCAACGGAUUUUAGUUUGUCUUGUAUAGAAACUCAUACAACUGCGUCCACUGAUCCGCAUCGUACGGACCGCAUUAUCAGCAAUGCCUACAUGCGAUGCGUACUGAUGACAUAAUGC
Messenger RNA from Spodoptera frugiperda (fall armyworm), 4377 nucleotides. RefSeq names its product lysosomal alpha-mannosidase-like. Gene Ontology annotation, molecular function: carbohydrate binding; alpha-mannosidase activity. Lineage: Eukaryota; Metazoa; Arthropoda; Insecta; Lepidoptera; Noctuidae. The transcript has 29 exons. The coding region runs from base 37 to 4206 and encodes 1389 amino acids. The record is from RefSeq and is a predicted model, not a curated record. Gene Ontology annotation, cellular component: lysosome. Gene Ontology annotation, biological process: mannose metabolic process.